CUUUCCUGCUAUAAGCUUCUCUGUUUCUGUGCUUCUUCUCAUUGCAUCGCCUUUAAACACCCGGUGAAACAUGAGUACAUGUGAAGCCUGCGGGAAAAUGGAGAGACCCGGUGUGACGCUGCACAGAUUCCCACAGGAAGAGGAACAGCUCCAGCACUGGAUUUCCAGCAUGCAGACAGCUGCAGGAUGGAGACCUUCAGAGUCUGCGCUUUUAUGUUCAGACCAUUUCACCCCUGAUUGCUUCCAGACAUCAGGACAGUUAGACUCCUAUGCUGUCCCCUCUGUGUUUCAGUCCACGGAAGAAACGUCAGCUACAAGCCUAGAAACUUCAGAACACAAAAUAUGUGGUGGUUGUGAAAAACAACUCCACCUGAUUGAAAAGUCGUACAAAUUAAAAUUGCUUUCAGCCCAACUGAAGGUGAAGAAAUAUGAAAAGGAGCUGAGUGAGCGGUCCCACAGGGUGACAAAGCUACAGAGAAAAGUGAUCGUUUUACAGACUGCAUUGAAGGUGAUGAGCAUGAGGAAGCUUGUAUCCUCACCCAAAAGACAAGAAUCAUCAUCACAUACCACCAGCUUGAUGAAAUGA
Tachysurus fulvidraco (yellow catfish) is the source of this 586-nucleotide messenger RNA. RefSeq lists its product as uncharacterized. The record is from RefSeq and is a predicted model, not a curated record. Lineage: Eukaryota; Metazoa; Chordata; Actinopteri; Siluriformes; Bagridae. The transcript is spliced from 3 exons. Bases 71 to 586 code for a protein of 171 amino acids.